CCCCGUCCCGCCGCGAUGAGCGCGGCCGGGCUGGUGUCCGCUACGCCGCCCGCUCCAGCCCCGCCCGGGGCACCGGCCCCCGCCAUGCCUCCCGGCCCCGAGUACUACGAGGAGGAGGAGCUGGAGAGCGCCGAGGAAGAGGAUGGCGAGCGGAGCGCUCGGGCCCGAGACUCCGAUGAGGAUACUGAGGAUGCAAGCGAGACUGAUCUGGCAAAACAUGAGGAGGAAGACUUUGUAGAAAUGAAAGAACAGAUGUAUCAGGACAAACUGGCAUCUCUUAAGAGGCAAUUGCAGCAGCUGCAGGAAGGUACUCUUCAGGAAUAUCAGAAAAGAAUGAAAAAGUUGGACCAGCAGUACAAAGAAAGGAUACGAAAUGCUGAACUUUUCCUCCAGCUGGAAACAGAUCAGGUGGAAAAGAAUUACGUCAAGGAAAAGAAGGCAGCAGCAAAGGAGUUUGAAGAUAAGAAAAUUGAGCUUAAGGAAAAUUUGAUUGCAGAGUUGGAAGAGAAGAAGAAGAUGAUUGAGAAUGAGAAGUUAACCAUGGAAUUAACAGGAGAUUCUAUGGAAGUGAAGCCUAUCAUGACGAGGAAACUGAGGCGACGACCAAAUGAUCCAGUUCCCAUCCCAGACAAGAGGAGGAAACCUGCCCCUGCUCAGCUAAAUUACUUGCUGACGGAUGAGCAAAUAAUGGAGGACCUGAGAACCCUAAACAAGCUUAAAUCACCCAAGAGACCAGCCUCUCCUUCCUCCCCUGAGCACCUCCCAGCUACACCAGCAGAGUCCCCAGCGCAGCGGUUUGAGGCCCGGAUAGAAGAUGGAAAACUCUACUAUGAUAAAAGAUGGUACCACAAGAGCCAGGCCAUUUACCUGGAGUCUAAAGAGAACACUAAGAUCAGCUGUGUCAUCAGUUCUGUGGGCGCCAACGAGAUCUGGGUGAGGAAAACCAGUGACAGCACAAAGAUGAGAAUCUAUCUGGGACAGCUGCAGCGAGGUGUUUUUGUGAUUCGUCGGCGAUCAGCUGCAUGACUGUAUGCUCUUCCUUGGUCCUUUUCUUUUUUCCUCCUUGUUUUUUUUAUUAAAACCAAUAGAGAAACCUCUAAUGGGGUAUGGCAGUCUGUUCACUCUCAUCUUAGAAGCAGAAAACGCUGUCAUAACCUCUUAUGAGACAGUUUGUGGCUGGCCACGUUAUUCCAUGUAGUCCUGAAAUCUCGGUGAUACACAAACACUGCCCUGGACUAUUUCUGGACUUUGCAUCAGGCUGCUGUAUGCUUUCUUUUUUUUUAAUAUCUAUUUUGGAUGACUAUUUAACAAGGUUUGCAUCAUACUUUUUUUCAUCGUUGUUUCAUGGAGCACAGAUUGGACUUGUAUGUUGAAAACAGCCUAAUGUUUGUGUUUUGAAUCAGACCAAUGGAAGAAACUUUGUUUGUCAAGACCUGAAGUUGGUUGUUCUUCUUGGCUUUGAUAUCUUGCAAGGCUCAGGAUGUCGGGCAAAAGGAGAGGAAUCCUGCCAACCUUCAGCUGCAGCUGAGGAGUGCAUCUGUAAUAUCUGGUGUACAACAUCAGCUUACUGGAUGAACUGCUGAAGGACUUGAGUGCUGAGGCUUUUCUGGGGAAGUCUGAUCAGUUUAGCAAGUGCUGAAAAUCAAGUCGAUUUUAAUAUAGCUAAGCAGUCACACGUGGCUAAUCCAAAGCAUCCAUUUCUCUUCACAUUAAAAAACCUUUCAAUGAACAAGCAAAGAGUGUGUCUUAUACCUAGAUUCCCUGGAAUAGGCAGAUGAGGAUAAACCAAAGGCUUGGUUAACUGGACUUUGCACAUACAAAGACUGCAAGUGUGGUACAGAGUGGAAAGCUGCCUUAACGUGCUUUUAGCAUACACCUAAAACCAUCUUUCCCCAAAGCACCAUGCAUACGUUUGUCUUUGAAGGGUGUUCCAAUUACUGGAUGUAGUGCUGUAUUUCUACAUUUGUCCUCCAAAACCACAAGAGGUAAAAUGUUCAAGAGAUGAUAUUAGCUGUAUUAACACCCUUCUGAGGUGUUUAAGGAUCUGACUGGCAUUCCUUCUUCUCUGUCUUCCUGUUGGCUGAAACCACCAAUACUGUGUGUGACUUUAUUGCAGGAACUACACAGCCCAGUGACAUCACUGCCUGAACUUCAGCUUCUGUGCAAAUCAAGUCUGUGCUCCUUUUGGUUACUGGUCAAAAAGUUGUAAUUUCUGCCUUUCCCUCUCUGUUUCGUUGUGAGUUAUCUUUUGUUUUUGCUUUUCAGCUGCCUUCUUGUUCAGCAUUGGUCCGGCCUGUUUCAUAUCUGGAUAAAUAGAGUAUUUUAAAUGACUGUUUCAGUUUCUUUUACUCGCUGCAGUUGGGUGGCAGUCACAUCCCUGUAACUGAUGUGUGUACGUGGAUCUGGAGUGGAGUGUGAUGGCCGAGCUGAUGCGUUGCAUUUUUGGCUGAAGGACCUCACAUACAUUUGCUGUGCUUAAAAGUUCAGCUACAUCUGAACUUCUGGUGGGGAAAAGGAGGACGUUGCAGUUUCCCACCCUUAAAAAUGUGCCAUCUUUGCUGCAGAGUUAGGUGGAACGCAGCAGGCUGUAUUUUGUCAAGUUAACAGCAUACUUAAUGUAACUUAACAUUCUGUGUGUGUGUGGCAGGGUUUUAUAUAAGGUAAUCAUGUACUGAACAGGAUUUGUCACUAAGCCUUACAGUGAUCAUCAUAGUUCUUAUAAUAAAAAGCAUUAAGUAAA
Molecule: messenger RNA, 2740 nt
Organism: Lagopus leucura (white-tailed ptarmigan)
Lineage: Eukaryota; Metazoa; Chordata; Aves; Galliformes; Phasianidae
Gene: SUDS3
Product: SDS3 homolog, SIN3A corepressor complex component
Exons: 12
Coding region: 16-1026 (336 amino acids)
Biological process (GO): negative regulation of transcription by RNA polymerase II
Cellular component (GO): Sin3-type complex
Molecular function (GO): histone deacetylase binding
Source: RefSeq, a predicted model, not a curated record